AACAAAUGCAAGCAACACGUUCUCUCGCCACUAGUCGCUACAGUUUGCCGCCGUUCAUGUACGCUACACCACGCACAACGCAUUGAUAACACUAACUUCAUUGUCAUCGCCGUAGUUUAUUUUAUUAUUGUAAUUUAUAUAUUUUUUAAUUGUCGUAAGUUCGCCAGUGUUUCACGUCCGGACGUCGUCAGGAGACAUUUUUUUCUGUUUUCAGUUGCAUAAAACCGCAUCGAAAUGGGCCUAGGCACAUCCACGAUCAAAUACAUUUUGUUUUUUUUCAACUUUGCGUUCGCUCUUUCCGGACUAGCACUGUUAGCCUUGGGAUUAUUUACCCGGUAUUAUUCAACAAAAACUGAAGAGCUGGCCAAUAAAGCAUCCGGAGAUGCAGCUGGUCUUGCGGCUUUGGCGUUCAUCAUCAUUGGCGGAGCUGUUUUCGUUGUGUCGUUCUUCGGCUGUUGCGGAGCUAUCCGGGAGAGCCAUUGCAUGAUCACAAUGUACGCAAUGUUCCUGUUGGCGUUCUUCCUGUUGGAGGUAGCCACCGGAGUUUUCUUGUACGUGAACCGGGGACAAGUGGAAUCGAUCACUCGAAAAUCCUUAACUACCGUUUUUGAAGAUUAUUCAAAUAAAUCGGAAUCACACGCUCUUGUUGAUGAGAUACAACAUGAUUUCCACUGUUGUGGCGUAGACGGACCGAACUACUGGACCGAACGUAACGCGGCUGCUCUACCGCACACUUGUUGCCACGAUGAUGGUGGCCAAGGAACGACAUGCUUUAAGGCUCAGGCGUGGCAGGACGGUUGUCUGCAAAAAUCUAUCGACUUGGUCAAGGACAAGUCGGGUAUGCUGUUCAAGAUCAUCAUGGGUAUCGCAGCUGGAGAGCUGAUCGGUAUAAUUUUCGCGCUGUGCCUGGCGAGUAGCAUACGAAACGAAGAACGUCGACAAGGAUACGCUUAAAUAAAUGUGGCAGCGACAUGAUAUAUAAUUAUACAAAUUAGUAUACAUUUUCACCUCAUAUUCUAUUGAGGAAAAUAAUUCCCUUUCUAAAUAUAUUAUAAGUAUUUUUGUUGUCCCAAUCCGAAACCAUCCAACAAAACAAAAUCAUGUUAAUAAUUUUUAAAUUUUACUUUUCGUGUCACAUUAUAUACAAACACUCACAUGCACACACAAACAAAUGCUUGAGCAUUUUGAUUUGUAAAAUACUUUUUUUUCGCGAUUUAUGAAUGUAAUUAUUUAAAAAUCUUAAUAAACUAUGUACACAUGUUAUAAUAAUAUUUAUGAAAAAAAGAAUAAUUAUGAUAAUGUAUAAAGCACGUUUUUUUUUUAAUCUUAGGGUAUUUAUUAAUUGUAAAAAAUGAAUAUCUGUUUUUAUUUUUAUUUUUAAAUUAUAUUAUUAUUAUAAUGCUUAUAACUUUUAUUAAAUUAUUCCAUGUAUUCAAAUAGAAUAUUUUGUUUUUA
Molecule: messenger RNA, 1455 nt
Organism: Rhopalosiphum padi (bird cherry-oat aphid)
Lineage: Eukaryota; Metazoa; Arthropoda; Insecta; Hemiptera; Aphididae
Product: CD63 antigen-like
Exons: 5
Coding region: 235-954 (239 amino acids)
Cellular component (GO): membrane
Source: RefSeq, a predicted model, not a curated record